CCCAGGCCCAAGUAAGAACAUAUGUCACUUGGCGCAAGGGCAGACGCCUCACAAGACUGUGGGAUUCAGGUCAUUGCCCGUCAAGGUCCUCCUGGCUUAUAUUGCCUCGCUGCGCCAAACUUUGCUCCUCGCGGGUGCCCUGUUACUAAUGACUCAACUUACCAAGUGAAACCGGGUAUUAAACUCUCUCCAUUCUCCUCGUAUCCUCCUCGCCUCUUCUCACUUCCUCGCUUUUACCUGAUCGACCGUACGGAAGCCCAAAGCAACAUGGCCCCCACCAGGUUUUCCGCCGACCUACGAAACAUCGGACGAGGCACCUGCGGCAGCGUGUUCGAGAUCCCAGAAACUGCCUAUGCCGUCAAGAAAGGUGCUGAUGCGGAUGCUAUAUGGAACGACUUCAACUUGACAAACUACGCCUACAACAGCUAUCUCGCUUGGGCCGGCUUGCUCAAAGAGAGCUUCCCACAGCGUCGUGCGCCACGCGUUCCUAUGGCACAGUAUUUCGUCGGGCCCGAGGCUGAAGAUUUCUGGAAUGCCAAUCUCACACGGUUCCCCGACGGAGACCGGACGAGAGCUGCGGCUUUCCACGUCGACCGCAUUCUUCCUGUGGAUAGACCAACGCGUCAGGCUCUUGUCGCCCAGUUCUUCCGGCACGAGGUCCAGCUAGAUGUGUUGAACGAUCCCUCGAACCACGAUUGUCUCAUUCGCGUCUAUUUGGGCAAGAACAACCCGAACGAGAAACCCUACGAUACGACCGACACACUGCGGAAUUUUCCACUCUACCUUGACCAGGCGAAGACAAUGGCGCUCGAUAUCGACGGUUAUGCAGAGGAGAUGGCAUUAGGACUCGCGAUUCUACACUGGCAAGCACAAAUUGAUGCACAAGACACCGAGUUUGUUAUAGGCCGGCCGGCGAGCAAGAUAUUUGGGACCGUGGACCAUGGAUCUAUCAGGCGUCCAAUAUCCACCACAGACGACUCCACGCUACGAGAACCCCAGCUGUGGAUGCUGGACUACGACAAAUGCUCCAGGGUCGAUCUAGAUUCGAAGGAUACAUUGUCACAGGUGGCCACGAAAUACCUUGUCGCAGUCACCGGAAACGAUCCUUACUACCCACAUCCUCGUCUCGAUCCCGACCUGUGGCGGCAUUUCCGCAAAACCUACCUCCGAGCCAGCGAAAUCAUCAUCAGAACCCGGCCACGCUUGAAAGGGUCUGUGGCAAAGCUCCCGGCGAUGCUGAUAGAGCAGUGGGAGCAAUGGGGGGAUGAGGACAUCGAAGCAGAGGAGUUCGACCCAUUUGAGAGGAAUUCUGGAGACGAGAAAGUGGAAAAUGAGUCAGAGGCGAAUGAUACUGAGGGGGAAGAGGACGAUUCUGAGAAGGACGAUGAUCCAGACGACACUUCAGAAGGCGAGGAAUGAGGACGUGGAUUGUGUGGCUUGAAGACGACAGCCAAUCAGAUGGACGGCAACCCGAACUCACGAAUCGGGAAUGAUAUUGUGGGGUAUACGAUUGGUGGAGCCUUGCGUGUCCAACGCCCACCCUGAUAUCCUGCCUUGCAUGUUGGUACGACCUCUCCUCUGUUUGUGGGACUGCAAUGGCUGCAAGCUUCAUUUCCAGAGCCACUUUGAUCGAAUAUCAGGCCAUUAGAGGGUAGCUGGAUUGCAUGGGUGCCUGAGACAAAGCAUCCUAGGAAAUGCUAUAAGAGAG
Cladophialophora immunda is the source of this 1708-nucleotide messenger RNA. RefSeq lists its product as uncharacterized. The transcript has a single exon. NCBI's taxonomy places the organism in Eukaryota, Fungi, Ascomycota, Eurotiomycetes, Chaetothyriales, Herpotrichiellaceae. The coding region runs from base 22 to 1419 and encodes 465 amino acids. The record is from RefSeq and is a predicted model, not a curated record.